Brugia pahangi is the source of this 249-nucleotide messenger RNA. Lineage: Eukaryota; Metazoa; Nematoda; Chromadorea; Rhabditida; Onchocercidae. The record is from the annotation of a GenBank genome assembly.
AUGUAUAUUUUACUCCUCGGCAUUAUCACAAAUACAUUCGCAUCCAUUGUGACACAACAAAACAGUAGCGAAGUGCUGGAACAAAUAGCGUUUUACCUGUUGAAUAUAUCCAGUUCUUAUGAUAUAAACUCAACGAAUGUGGAAUGGAAUAUGCUGAAAUAUCUUAUGCAUCCAAAAGCAAAUGAAGAAUCGGAAAACUGUAUCUAUCUGCCAGCUUUAAUCGGCUUGCUGUCGGCGCUUUUAACAUAA